AUGAAAAAAUAUUAUCCUACACUUACCACUGAACUUCUAAUCUCCUCCAUCCUUGAUCCUCAAAAAAGAAAAUAUCAAAAUGAAACUGGCAUAUUAAAACAAUCUCAACUGAAACCUUUAGCAAAGAAGAGAAAAACAAAAAUAGAAUGGCUUAAUACCAAAGAUAGUAUAGUAGCAUUCGAUGAAAUUGUUGAAUAUUAUCAGUUACCCGAAAUUUCUUUAUGUUCAGAUCCCCUG
Molecule: messenger RNA, 237 nt
Organism: Funneliformis geosporum
Lineage: Eukaryota; Fungi; Glomeromycota; Glomeromycetes; Glomerales; Glomeraceae
Source: the annotation of a GenBank genome assembly